Messenger RNA from Lagopus muta (rock ptarmigan), 600 nucleotides. RefSeq names its product transmembrane protein 17B-like. The record is from RefSeq and is a predicted model, not a curated record. Gene Ontology annotation, cellular component: ciliary transition zone. Gene Ontology annotation, biological process: non-motile cilium assembly. NCBI's taxonomy places the organism in Eukaryota, Metazoa, Chordata, Aves, Galliformes, Phasianidae. The transcript is spliced from 4 exons. Bases 1 to 600 code for a protein of 199 amino acids.
AUGGCUGCACACACACCGCUGCCCCCCAACCUGCGCCGGGGGCUGACGGCCUUCAGCGGCGCCCUGUUCUCCACCAACAAGACAUGGGACAGCAGCACUGCUCACCUCUACCAUCCAGUGCACGAGGUGCUGGCCAGCCUGCCCCUCCAGGUGAUGCUCUACUUCAACGUCUGCUACUUCCCCUGCUGGUGCCUGGCUGAGGGCAUGAUGCUACAGCUGAAGUACAACCUGCUGCCCCGCUACUACCAGCUCCUCCUGCUCGCUGCCUUCCUCAUCCUCACAAUGGCCGAAGGAGCCCGGCUCUACCUGGGCUACAUUGGGAACCUGCAGGAGAAGGUGCCUGAGCUUGCUGGCUUCCUCCUUCUCUCCAUCCUGAUCCAGCUGCCCCUCCUGCUGUUCCUGCUCACGGACCACCUCACCAUCCGCCUGCCGCUGGAGCUGGCCGUGCACAGCCUUCUGCUGGCCUUCCUCAUCUGUGAGGUGGUGGCUGCCUUCCUGGCACUGCGGUCAAUGAGCAGGCAGCUGGCAGCUCAGUUCUACCUGCGGCAGUUCAAGGUGGGCAGGCAGGGUGAUGCUGUGGGACACGAUCCACCCCACUGA